CGACGACCCAUGUUCGGGAACUGUUGAUGUUGUUGGAAAUGGCUGGAAAUCAGCUGACGUGUCGCCAAACAAUUUUGUUUUAUUUGAUGUUCUGUCUGGCUGUCUCCUCAAGCGCCAAAGAGGCAGACGAGAAUGACGAUACGGAUGAUGAACCAGAAUAUAACCAACCAACUGUUAUGAUAGCUAUUCUUGUUCGAAACAAAGAGCAUGUGCUGCCCUGGUUUUUAGAGUAUCUGGAUAAACUGAAAUAUCCAAAAAAACGAAUAACAUUAUGGAUCAGAAGUGAUCACAAUAAAGAUGACUCUGUACGCAUGCUGAAGCAGUGGUUAGCAGCCGUUAAAGACCAGUAUCACUCUGUUGAUGUACAAUAUCAAUAUGAUCAAGAGUAUGCUGAUGAGCGAGGACCAUGCGACUGGAGCAAUGAACGGUUCACUAACGUCAUGAAGCUUCGCCAGGCAGCAUUGGAUAACGCACGGAAAAUAUGGGCAGACUACCUCUUUAUGAUCGAUGCAGAUGUUGUUUUAGAAAAUCCACAAACAUUGACUCUUCUGAUGAACGAGGAAAGGGCCAUAGUAGCACCCAUGCUUAAUGCCAGUGUAGGUGAUACCUACUCCAACUUCUGGGGCGGCAUGACUGAUGGGGGGUACUAUAGCAGGUCAGAUGAUUACUUUGACAUGGUGGGCAGAAAACUGACUGGGUGUUUCAAAGUACCUAUGGUUCACUCAGCUUUCCUCAUCAAUAUGCAUCAUUUGCUGACAGAAAAGAUUGCCUACAAUCCUGCGCCUGAGAAUUACAACGGCCCAUAUGAUGACAUCAUUAUUUUUGCCUACUCUGUAAAAGCAGCUGGUCUAAGCAUGUAUGUGUUGAACACUGAAUACUUUGGGAAGGUGAUGAUACCCCUCGAUUACUACAACACCCUACGAGAUGAGUCGGAUCACUUCACCUUUAUCAAACUAGAGACUAUGGACGCUGACUUUAUAUAUGAGGAGCUAGGAGACAGACAAUAUCCAGUAAAGAGACCUCCGCUGCGCAGGUCGCCUUACAUAGACGUCGAGGAUCCAGUCGCAGACAAGAUGAUGUUUGAUGAGAUUUACAUGAUAAACCUAGUGCGGAGACCUGAACGCCGACAGAGAAUGAUGGAAGCACUGAAAGAAUUAGGCAUCCAGGUUACCAUCUUUGAUGCUGUAGAUGGGAGACAGCUAAAUAACACCUACUUAGACAAGCUGGGAGUUGAGAUGAUGGAUGGAUAUGCAGACCCUUAUGCUGGCAGGUCCCUUACAAUGGGAGAAAUAGGAUGCUUUCUCAGUCACUUUUUCAUUUGGAAGGAGAUCCUUGACAAGGGUUACAAGUCUACACUAGUGUUAGAGGAUGACGUGAGAUUUGAGCCGUACUUCAGGACCAAGCUGAUGCGUCUACUUCAGGAGGUGGAGGAUCGAAUACCCGACUGGGAUUUGCUAUAUCUUGGUCGCAAACGUUUGAAGAUCUCAGAGGAAAGUUAUGUUGAAGGGUCAGAGACUCUUGUCUGGCCAAGCUACUCUUACUGGACACUGAGUUAUAUUCUGUCUAACCGCGGGGCAAAAAAACUUCUCCAGCAGGAACCCCUCAGCAAGAUGAUUCCUGUUGAUGAGUACCUCCCGAUUAUGUUUGACAAACACCCUGAGGGUAAGUGGAAAGAACAGUUUUCACCAAGAGACAUAGUAGGUCUGUCUGCCUACCCCUUCUUGGUGUACCCAACCCACUACACCGGUGAACAGAGCUACUUCUCCGACACCGAGGACUCGGUCACCAUCUUGGGCGAGGUCAAUAGCGAGGCAGUCAAUCUACACAACAAGAAGGACGAAUUAUGACCAACAUGCAAGCAUCAUCGUGUCCACAAAGUCUAGGUCUCGAUCAUCGUAGGGAUUUUUGAGGGGAGGAUAUUUUACUUAUUUUGCUUUAUCUGUAUUUUUUUAAGAAACUAAUCAAAACUACAGCCCUGUGGCAAUCAAGUUUGAUCUGCUCACACCGUAGGUCCUACAGGAUUUAUUUUGUAAUAUUUUUUAUAAAACCAAGCAUUGCUGCAAACCUACCGGUACUACAAAAUUCCUCAAGGAAAAAAAAAGGUUGUUCUUAUUUUCAGGAUGUCAUAUUUGUUUUUUGGCUCUCCUGGUCCAAAGGAGCAAGUGAGCUUAUGACAUGGUGUGGCAUCCACCAUCCGUCCAUUGUUCGGCAUCAGAUUUUUUUCUUUAAACAACUUCUUCUGAAUAACCAAGAGGCCUAGGGUGAUGUUAUUUAGUCAGUAGAAUGCUUGGAUGAAGAAUUACCAAGUUUGUUCAAUGAAUGUCCUUCGACUUACAUUGCCUAUAGCUUUAUUUUAGUUCACUUUUAAGGUUGCAAGUGUGAGAUUAAUACUGGGUGAGAGAUGCAGGCCCAUUGGUCCUCUUGUAUUAUCGUAUACGAAAUUUACAACUUCAAAUUUGUAACAAUGCAAGCAUAGUCGCCAAAAAAACCCACCAAAGUGGGGCCAAUUCUCUGAAGAGACUUGCUGUAUGUAAUUACCAUAAGCUGACAACACCAGAGCCUGGGUGAUGGUGGUAUCCCUGUUUUGAGUACUAACUAAUGAGGUACUCACCUGGAAUAAAUAAAUGUGCACAUCCUCAUUACUCCAGGGGUAAUCCUCACUUAAGCCCUCUGCACCCCUGGAAUAUGUCAUAGCAAAAUUGAAGGAACACUAUUUGAUUGGUCUCAGGAAAAAAACCUGACCGAUAGCUAGGCCAAUACCUGUCCUUUGAAGAUUAAAAGAGGAACAACGCCCGACUUCAAAACCAGUCAAUUUUACCGUCAUAUGACC
This is a messenger RNA of Mizuhopecten yessoensis (Yesso scallop), 2830 nucleotides long. RefSeq names its product procollagen galactosyltransferase 1-like. Gene Ontology annotation, molecular function: procollagen galactosyltransferase activity. The record is from RefSeq and is a predicted model, not a curated record. The transcript is spliced from 15 exons. The coding region runs from base 27 to 1847 and encodes 606 amino acids. Lineage: Eukaryota; Metazoa; Mollusca; Bivalvia; Pectinida; Pectinidae.